ACGCCCUCACUAGUCACUGCUGCGUUUACUUCAUCGUCGUGAAACGCUGAAGUAAGUCACCGGACUUUGCUUCGAAGCUCGAACUCGCUGACCUUAUCGCCCUCCAGGGAAAAAGGGCAGAUUUUGAAUGAAAUGUCAGCUUUUUCUUCGCAAAAGGUCGAAGAUUCGCUUCCUGAAGGCCGACCAGUUAAUGUGUAUAUCUGGGACAUGGACGAGACUCUUAUCUUACUUAAAUCUCUGUUAAAUGGAACAUAUCCAGAGUCUUUUAAUGGCUCCAAAGAUGUGAAAAAGGGUGUAGAGAUUGGAGAAUUGUGGGAGAAACACAUACUUCAGAUGUGUGAUGAAAGUUUCUUCUACGAGCAAAUUGAGGAUUUCAACGAGCCAUUUCUUGAUUCCUUGAGACGAUAUGAUGACGGGAUGGAUCUUUCUGAUUAUAAUUUCAGGCAGGAUGGAUUUAGUACUCCUACAGACGAGUUGAACAAGAGAAAGCUUGCAUACAGGCAUCGAGCUGUAGCAAACAAAUACAAAAGGGGUUUACACGAAACCGUUGAUAGUGAUACUAUAAGGGUACUUGAUGAAUUAUAUAACGUAACCGAUGAAUACACAGAUCAUUGGCUAUCCUCAGCACGAUCCUUCUUGGAUCAAUGUUCAAAUGGGAACGGUGAUUCUUCUUCGGACGGGUCAAAUACUGUCAAUCCAAGUUUGCAGAAUGUACAUAUCUUGGUGACUUCUGGAGCUCUGAUCCCUAGCCUUGUGAAGUGCCUGCUUUUUCGUUUGGACACUUUUAUAACUUGUGAUAAUGUGUACAGUUCAUGGGAAGUUGGCAAGCUUCAAUGUUUCAAAUGGAUCGUGGAGCGUUUCAACCGUCCAAAUUACAGGUUCUGCGUUAUCGGGGAUGGAUGGGAAGAGUGUGCGGCCGCUCAGACAAUGCAAUGGCCUUUCAUUAAGAUUGAUCCCCAACCCGGUGGCUUCCACAGAUUCCCUGGCCUAACGCCAAAGACUGUGAGCUACUACUUUUCCGCCGUAUAUGGGAACUCUGAUGCGGAUACUGAAAAAGGGUAAGUACCCAAAAACUUAUCCAAAUUCUUGAUUUGAUCAUCUGCAAGUAGGGACUGAAAAAUAAACUGUUCUCAAAAAUUGUGAAUGCAAGGAAAACCGAUAAGAGCCUUUCAUUUCAUUGUUAAAACACUAUUAUAUACGCAUCGCCAUGUUCCGCGUUAGUCACAUAA
This is a messenger RNA of Tarenaya hassleriana, 1229 nucleotides long. RefSeq names its product eyes absent homolog 2. Gene Ontology annotation, cellular component: nucleus. The coding region runs from base 133 to 1062 and encodes 309 amino acids. The transcript has 6 exons. Gene Ontology annotation, biological process: multicellular organism development; cell differentiation; positive regulation of DNA repair. The record is from RefSeq and is a predicted model, not a curated record. NCBI's taxonomy places the organism in Eukaryota, Viridiplantae, Streptophyta, Magnoliopsida, Brassicales, Cleomaceae. Gene Ontology annotation, molecular function: protein tyrosine phosphatase activity.